Molecule: messenger RNA, 195 nt
Organism: Aspergillus costaricaensis CBS 115574
Lineage: Eukaryota; Fungi; Ascomycota; Eurotiomycetes; Eurotiales; Aspergillaceae
Exons: 2
Source: RefSeq, a predicted model, not a curated record
CUGGCUUUUGUUCAUACCCACAGGUGCUUCUACCCUCGUCUAGCUGGCGAUGAGGCUAGUAUUUCUGUAUGGACGGAUGACUGGGAUCUCUGCCGGCAGAGGAUGGCCCUUGUUUGGGGGAAAUCUAGGCUAAGGGUGGGUAAAGGCGUUGGUACUGAAGGUGCAUGGGGAAAUAUGGGGCAUAUAGGAAGUUGA